CCUCAGGGAAAAACGAUUGAUUCGAAGGUCUACUGCACGCAGUAAACGAAAUUGAAUCAAGCAUUGCGACAGAAACGUCCAGAACUGGUCAAUCGCAAAGGUGUCAUAUUCCACCAUGACAACGCCAGACCCCACACCGCAAUAAUCACUCAGCAAAAAUUAGUGCAACUUGGCUGGGAUGUUUUGCCCCACCCACCGUAUUCACCAGACCUUGCGCCAUCCGACUACCACUUGUUCCGGUCCCUACAAAACUCCCUCAACGGGAAAUCGUUCGCUGAUCAGACAGCUGUAAAAACGUACCUCGACCGGUUUUUCGCCUCUAAGCCCCAGACCUUCUAUGAGAGUGGAAUAAUGAAAUUGUUGAAAAGAUGGCAAGAGGUCAUCAACAAAAACGUAUAUAUCAUACGGAGAAUAUAUCAUUGAUUAAAAUUCAUUCUUUGUAUGAAAAAAACUUGUUUCAUUUUAGCCUUCAAAAACCGAGAUUAUAUGAAUCCACCCAAUAUUAUCAUAUAUUAAAUGUAAAACAAGGACAGAGUAAUAUUGAUAGCAUUAUCUUAACACAUACUUGUAACAUUUAUUUCACUAAAUUCACUAGUAUAUUAUGCGAUAGGAGUUGCUGUGACGAGCAGUAGUAUGCAACAACUCGCACCAACGGUAUCGCAAGUGUUCUGUGUGUAGCCAGUCGUAUUUCAUGAAACGUUUAAAAAGAGAUUGUAAAAAGAUCUUGUAAUAACAUCUAUUUCUGCCAUGGAAUAUUGGUCGAUACUAUUAUCGAUAGUGAUCGGUGUGAUCAGCAUUAAUUAUCUUUUUAAAAAUUUUAAUUUCUUUAAAAGAAAUGAUAUUAUACACAUGCCGCCUGUUCCAUUAUUUGGAUCCGCGAUGUCGGUUCUAUUCCGUCGGAUGUCAUACUCUGAUUUCUUGUUGAAGAUAUACAAUUUCAAUCCAAACGCAAAGUAUCUUGGAUUGUACUUCACGACAAUUCCAAUCUUCUUACUUCGCGAUCUCGAACUCAUUAAAACUGUCCUUGUUAAAAAUUUUGAGGCGUUUCCAGAUCGUCGUGGUUUCGCCGACUUUAACGAUUUUUUAUUUAAGAAAAAUUUGUUUUCUCUUAGCGGAGAAGAAUGGCGGAAUGUGAGAAAUCUGUUGACUCCGUCUUUUACUUCCAGCAAGAUGAAAAUGAUGUUCACAUUGAUGUCCGAAUGUGCUGUGGAUUUUGCAAAAUUUCUAUUAUCACCAGCAAAUAAAGGCGAUAUAAACAUGAAAGACGUCUGUUCUAAAUAUACAAACGACGUCAUCGCUACCUGUGCAUUUGGAAUCAAAGUCAAUUCUAUGAAGGAUCCAACGAAUAAAUUCUAUACUUACGGCAAGGAGGCGAGUAACUUCAAAGGAGUCAGUCGCAAUAUAAAGUUCUUUUUUAUUGGAAUGUUUCCGACACUUGUGCGAAUUCUCAAUAUGAAAUUUAUAGACGAUUAUUUAUCAAAUUUCUUCAAAGACAUUAUAAGGACUACAAUCGCAACUCGCGACGCAGAACACAUUACACGUCCGGAUAUGCUGCAGUUAAUGAUGGAUAUGAGAGGCAAAGAAGGUCACAGAGAAUUAGACAUCGACGACAUGACUGCGCAAGCGUUCAUCUUUUUCCUCGCCGGUUUCGAGACCAGUUCCACUGCAAUGUGCUUUGCAGCUCACGAAAUAGCAGCUAAUCCAGAAAUUCAGUUAAAAUUGCAACAAGAGAUCGACAAAGUUUUGGACGAAUCGAACGGAGAAGUGUCUUACGAAACCAUUAAUCGACUCGAAUAUUUAGAUGCGGUGAUAAGUGAGGCUCUUAGAUUAUAUCCACCAAUCACAGCAUUAGAAAGAAUAUGUAAAAAAACUUUUGAGUUACCACCCGCGUUGCCGAACGAGAAACCUUUUAUCAUGAAGAAAGGUAUGGUUGCUUGGAUUCCUGUUCUUGCAAUCCAUCAUGAUGAAAAGUAUUACGACAAUCCGAAGAAAUUUGAUCCAGAAAGAUUUUUAAACAACAAGAUGAACAAUUCUUCGAAUUAUAUGCCAUUUGGAUUAGGACCGAGAAUGUGCAUAGCUAAUAGGUUUGCCAUGCUGGAAGUCAAAAUAUUGUUCUUUCACUUAUUAGCGCGAUGUGAGCUAAAACCUUCUGCAAAGACUAGGUCCCCAAUAGAAUUUUACAAAGAUUUCAUGAUAAUGCCGAAAAAUGGAUUCUGGUUGAAUAUUCAGCGUAGAAAAAAUAUGCAUCCUGUAUUGGAGUCUAUUCCUGUAGUAACGGAUUAAGCCUCAGAAAACAUUUGAAAUGCUUCAAUUCAUGUUUGUCAUUUAAGGGUCCGCAUCGGCCUGUGCUGUAUAGAACUGAUUAAUGUAUUAUAUUUACAAAUUUUCAACAGUAAUUUGUAAAUAUUAACAUUAUCAAUAA
Molecule: messenger RNA, 2422 nt
Organism: Acromyrmex echinatior (Panamanian leafcutter ant)
Lineage: Eukaryota; Metazoa; Arthropoda; Insecta; Hymenoptera; Formicidae
Product: cytochrome P450 9e2
Molecular function (GO): heme binding; iron ion binding; monooxygenase activity
Source: RefSeq, a predicted model, not a curated record